Messenger RNA from Beauveria bassiana ARSEF 2860, 1059 nucleotides. RefSeq names its product methyltransferase domain-containing protein. The transcript has 4 exons. The coding region runs from base 1 to 1059 and encodes 352 amino acids. The record is from RefSeq and is a predicted model, not a curated record. Gene Ontology annotation, molecular function: methyltransferase activity. NCBI's taxonomy places the organism in Eukaryota, Fungi, Ascomycota, Sordariomycetes, Hypocreales, Cordycipitaceae.
AUGAGUGACAAAGCGUCAACAAACUCUACUGAAUUCGUUGCUGUGGGUAAUGCCGACGAGGUGGCUAUGAUCUAUGGCAUUGAGCAAGGAGCAGAAUACACCGACCCAGACUACACAGACGAAACACAGAGCCUCACGUCAAGCAUACGCCAACACAUCAUAGACGGAGGUCUACGGUAUCACGCAUACCAUGCUGGACAGUACGCAUUUCCCAACGAUGAGAAUGAGCAACGUCGCGAUGAUCUCAAGCACGACCUGACAUUGCACCUCUGCGAUGGAAAGUACUUGCUGGCCCCCAUUGACGAAAUGCUCCAGAACGGAGCUCAAGUGCUCGAUCUCGGAACCGGCAAUGGAAAGUGGUGCAUAGAAUUGGCAGACAUUUAUCCCAAUGCUACGUUUCAGGGAAUGGAUCUCUCCCCAAUCCAGCCUGACUGGGUGCCGGAAAACGUGUCCUUUGUUGUGGACGACAUUGAGCAUGCAGCCGGCUGGACCUACGACGACAACAUGUUUGACUACAUUCACAUCCGACAUAUUGUACACUCCAUCAGAGACCGACAAGAACUCUGGAGACGAAUAUACAAACACCUAAAGCCUGGCGGCUACGUUGAAAUUCAAGAGUUUGAGUACAUUGCGGGGUGCGACGACUCCUCGUGCGACGGACCCUACCCGUGGCGCGACUUUCUUGAGAACCUGCGCCGAGGCUUGCAGGCGCUCGGCGGCUCCGACCUGCUCGGGAUCCGGCACGUCGGGGAGGAGCUCUCGCAGGCGGGCUUCCAGGACAUUGGGUACCGCCGCAAAAAGUGCCCCAACGGGCCCUGGGCGCGCCGGCGGCGGCUACAAGAGUGCGGCCAUAUUUUGCGCGACGUCUGCAUGGAAGGGCUCGUCGGCCUCGCUCGCCGUCCCUUUCGUGACGGCCUCGAGUGGACGCCGGCCCAGACCGAGGUCUUUCUCAUUGACGUUCGCAAGUCGCUCACGGCGGUUGGGGAUAAUGGUUUGCCAAAGUAUCACUCGUAUUUUCCGUUUCAUAACUUGCAUGCGCGGAAGCCUCUGGAUGCAUGA